AUGGCGGGGUCACGGCGGGGUCACGGCGGGGCCUGGUCCCUGGCGGAGGGCCUCCUGGAGGAGGCGGCCGGGGGACCCCCCGAGGAGCCCCCAGGGCCCCCCGAGGAGCCCCCCGAGGACCCCCGACGAGCCCCCCGACUCCUGGACCAGCUCAUCCACGAUCUGAAUGAAAUCAACGAGGUGCCCUUCUUCGACGUCCAGCUGCCGUACGAACUGGCCCUAAAAAUAUUCCGCUACCUGGGCAGGGCCGACCUGGGAAGGUGCGCCCAGGUGAGCAGGACGUGGAAGGUUCUCUCAGAAGACGAAGUGCUGUGGUACAGGUUGUGCCAACAGGAAGGGUACCUUCCGGAGACCGGAAUCUCCGAUCGUUCCCGCUGGAAACUUGCCUUCCAAGACUCCCAAGCCAAGGAACGCACCCUCAGAAGCAACUGGAAGAAUCGCAGCGGGGCCGUCAGCCAGCUGCAGUACGAGACGGGAGGAGUCCUCGGAGACGUCCAUUCCUGCGAAGGAGUCGUCAUAGCCGGGUACACGUCUGGAGACGUGCGCCUCUGGGACACCCGCGCCUGGGAUUUCCCGGCUCCCAUCCUGGACCCGGGGCCCGAUCCCGCCCAGCCCGGCCCCCAGGCUCAAGUUUCCCUGGUGAGGAUCAACCCUUCCCUGGCCGUAGCCGCCUACGAGGAUGGGACCGUGAGCGUCUGGAGCCUGCUGGUGGGCCGUGAGCCCGUCCACCGGUACCAGCACAACCAGAAGAUCCGGGCCCUGGCCCUGAGCCCGGACGGGCCGGCCAUAGCCACCGCCUCCGGCCUGGAGGUCAGGGUGGAAUACCCCAACGACAACGGCUACUGGCAAAGGACCGCCCAGUUUGACGUUCAGAAGCUGGUCAAUUUUCUUCACCUGCUCGCGGCCAGCGGCCAGUGUCCCGUGGCGGUCGCAGCGGCCGAAGACGCGGUCUACGUCCUCAGGGCGGGAGAGGCCGGCCGAGUUCUGCACUGGGUGUACGGCCAGCCCGUCACCUGUCUGGACGUCUCCGCCUCCCAGGCGGCCUUCGGGGUCAAGAGCUCGGGGUGGAUCAAUGAAGGGAACAAGAUCCUGCUGUACAGCCUGCAGACGGGCCAGUGCCUGACGGCUCUGGGCGGCUCGCUCGGCGAUUUCACCUGCCUCAACCUCCGCCACAGCCCUCCUCACCUCCUGGUCGCCGGCAGCAGGGACAGGAGGUGGCCACCGGCCUCGGCGCCGGGGAUCAGCUUGCGAGGCGGAUCUGCCAAAUCCCAGACCUCCGCCCCGCCGGCUCAGCAGCUGGCACGAAGAAUGAUUCGGGUCCGUGUGCUGGACGUGCGCAGCCGCUCGCCGCUGUCGUCCCUCUACGCCCACCCGCUCGGGGUGUCGGCCGUGCAGAUGGACGACUGGAAGGUGGUCAGCGGAGGAGAGGAGGGCCUGGUGUGCGUGUGGGACCGCCGCACGGGAACCAAGCUCUGGGAGAUGCACGCCAGGCACCCUGUGCGUCACGUCUGGUUCAACGCCCACAGCCUCAUCACGGCCAACGUGCCCGACGAGAAGACGCCCCGCGGAGCCAGCCUCACGGACGAUGACCUGACCGCCCACCGGAGGCACCGGGGCAUCAUCCAGGCCUACGAGUUCUCGGCGGAGCGGCCGGCCCAAGAGAGCGUCCUCCCCAUCUGCCGCUCGUCCUACGACGAGGUGACCGGCUACAACUACAACAUCGGCCUGGCCGUCCCCUACGACAACAUUUAGGGCCGGGGAGGGCCAGGACGGGCCCGGAGUCUGUUAUUUGGGGGGCUCUCCGGGGCUGGGGACGCAGAUCCGGGUGGUGGUGGAGGGAAGGUGGGGGGAUUCCCAAAAAAGAGCCCACGUUGAGGCCCACUGGAGCUCACUAAGGUGCCCCGUGCCCGCAGCUUCUUGCCGCCCAUUACCCAGCGAGGUCUUUUGGGUGCCCUCUCUGGGCCACAACCCAGCCGCGGUCCGGCGGGCGGAGAUUUCCGGAGCCUCCACGGCACCGAGCGGGCAGCCUUUUACCGUUUGGAAAGUCCUCGGAGGCCGGAAGCCCCGCAACAGCGGGCAGGACUCCAGUUAGACUCUAAGGCUUCGCCUACAGGAGCCCCCCAACCCUCCCGGGGGUCGGUUCCAGAAGUCGCUUCUGCUGGUGGUUGUGAGCGCGGGCGGGGAGCGUCUGCAUGCUCAGCCCGGACGGGAGCAUCCUUCCGGCUCCCGGCAUCCUCAUCUCUUCUGGAGAAACCGUGCUGAGCGCUCAGGUCCGAGGGGGACGGGAGGAGGGGGAGAAGGAAGAGGAGGAGGAGAAGGAAAAGGAGGAGGAAAAGGAAG
This is a messenger RNA of Tachyglossus aculeatus (Australian echidna), 2340 nucleotides long. RefSeq names its product F-box and WD repeat domain containing 8 (gene FBXW8). Lineage: Eukaryota; Metazoa; Chordata; Mammalia; Monotremata; Tachyglossidae. Gene Ontology annotation, molecular function: protein binding. Gene Ontology annotation, cellular component: Cul7-RING ubiquitin ligase complex; centriole; ciliary basal body. The record is from RefSeq and is a predicted model, not a curated record. Gene Ontology annotation, biological process: protein ubiquitination; cilium assembly. The transcript has 12 exons. The coding region runs from base 1 to 1752 and encodes 583 amino acids.